AGUGUCACGCUGUAUUUGACGUGGUGGGGUUCGGUCGUGGGUUGGACUCGGUGAUCUCAGAGGCCUUUUCCAACCUAGUUCACUGUGAUUCCCACGGGGUGUGGCUGCCUCCGCGGAGCCGCUCCGCCGGCAUGAGGGAGGGAGGGAGGCGGCUGGAGGCUCCGGCAUCGCGGGCCGUAGCAGAGGACUGGAUUGUGCGAAAUCUGAGCCCUGGACCCUUUAAAGCAGUGCUUAGAAAAAGCCUUCAGAGGGGGGUUGUGCUUUCAACAGGGUCCUUUUUGGUUUAUGAAGCCCAUAAGCUGAUUUCUGGCUUUGCUGAGGUUCAUGCAAGCUUCAAAGUGGAAGAUGUAAUAGAACAAGCAGACUACCUGUAUGGGAGUGGAGAAACUGAAAAGCUGUAUCGGUUGCUGGUUCAGCAUAAAAAUAGCGAUGAUGCAGAGUUGUUAUGGCGGCUGGCACGGUCAUCACGAGAUCUGGCUCAGCUUGGGAGUACUUCUGCAGAGGAGAAGAAACAACUGACAUAUGACUCCCUUGAGUAUGCAAAAAAGGCACUUGAAAAAAAUGAAUCAAAUUCUGCAGCACACAAGUGGUAUGGAAUUUGCCUCAGUGAUGUUGGAGACUAUGAAGGAAUCAAGACUAAAAUUGGAAAUGCUGUUAUCAUCAAAGAGCAUUUCCAGAGAGCCAUUGAGCUGAAUCCAAAGGAUGCUACAACAAUUCAUCUUAUAGGGAUUUGGUGUUACUCCUUUGCUGAAAUGCCAUGGUACCAAAGAAAAAUAGCUGCAACACUGUUUGCCACACCACCAACCUCGACGUUUCAAGAGGCUCUUCGUUACUUCCACAUGGCAGAAGAAGCUGAUCCAAAUUUCUACAGCAAGAAUUUGCUCUUUUUGGGGAAAACAUACUUGAAGUUGAACAAUAAGAAGAUGGCUCUUCUGUGGUUAAGCAAAGCAAAAGAGUAUCCUGCACAGACAGAGGAGGACAAACAGGUACAGAAAGAAGCUUUGGAGCUGCUUAAUUCCAUAUAAGAAGAAACAAGAUAAUGGGAAUUCAGUGCCUCAGGUUUGAGCAGCAUAGGAAAAAGGCCCCAAAUACUAUUUUGGUUUACUAAAGUACAGCUCAGACCUUCCAUCUCCCUGUCAUUUCUAUUAAAUUCUGAACUGGAAGAUCUGUUUCA
Molecule: messenger RNA, 1174 nt
Organism: Parus major (Great Tit)
Lineage: Eukaryota; Metazoa; Chordata; Aves; Passeriformes; Paridae
Gene: RMDN1
Product: regulator of microtubule dynamics 1
Exons: 10
Coding region: 132-1025 (297 amino acids)
Cellular component (GO): cytoplasm; spindle microtubule; mitotic spindle pole
Molecular function (GO): microtubule binding
Source: RefSeq, a predicted model, not a curated record